AUGAUGGUCCAAGACGAGGCCCUUUUGGUUUUGGUAGCAGCAGUGGUGGUGGAGGCGGCAGCAUGGGACGUUCUUCGUGGAAAUCUGGAGAUUGGAUUUGCUCGAGGCCAGGCUGCAAUGAACACAACUUCGCAAGCAGGUCAGAAUGUUUCAGGUGCAACGCCCCAAAGGAACCGGCCACUAAUUCACCCUACUAGUCCUAACUUUCUUCAUCAUCUUCAAGAAAAUGGUCGCGUUAGAAGAGAUAAAACUAGUGAAGAACCGAAGCAAGAUAACGACCAUUUGAGUCGUGAUUUUUUUUCUUUUUGUUUAUUUGUCUCGUUUCAUAUCUCGUAG
Molecule: messenger RNA, 336 nt
Organism: Eruca vesicaria subsp. sativa (arugula)
Lineage: Eukaryota; Viridiplantae; Streptophyta; Magnoliopsida; Brassicales; Brassicaceae
Source: the annotation of a GenBank genome assembly